GUGUAAACUACAAAGAAGAAAAAGAGGAAGAAGUUAACCCUCUCUUAGCCAGAAGCUACAGAGGUACCCUUAUUCAAGGCACAGUUUUCUCAGGAAAAAUGAAGACGUGUCUACGUUAUCAACCAAUUUGUCUAAAGGAGCGGAAGGCUUGGCCGCAAAAAUAUACAUUACUCCUGUUGAGCUUUCUGAGGAUUUCUCAAGCCAUCAACAUUAUUGGUGAUGAUAAGGAAGUAAUUACUGGAGAAACUGUUGAGCUAGUUUGUAAACUGUCUGGAGAUGGUGCUGAGGUUCUUCGAGUAGACUGGAUGAGAAAAACACUGAAGAAACCAGAAAAAAAGAUUUUCACAAUCAUAAGAAAUAAGGAUGCAACUCCUGAAGAAGAAAAUGGACUCAAGGAUCGCCUUCAAUUUACUGGGAGUAUACCACAAGGCAUCGGAAAUAUUCGUCUUCAGGAUGCAAGACUUCAGGAUAUUGGGAAUUACUCAUGUCGCUUUGUUCUGUUUGAAGGCAGUCCUGUCAGCAAGUCCAUUCAGCUGAAAGUCCAAGCUCGACCUGAGAUAAACAUCCCCACCAUUACACCUUUGGUUGGCACAAGUGAGGCAACUCUUGCAACAUGCAGAGCUGAUGUUGCUCAUCCUCCUGCUGAGGUGUUCUGGAAUGCCAGUUCCCUUAGAAUAUCUGUGAGAUCAAUAACAAACUCUACUGAGAACCCAGACGGAUCUAUGAAUGUCUCCUGCAGUCUCAUGGGUGUGCCCUCCAGAGACAUCCUCAACAAGGAGGUCCUGUGUUUGGUCAGACACCCAACGUUGGAAAGACAGCGGACGAUCCCUUACUCUAUCAACAUCCAUUACCCCCCUCAGUCAACUAAGGUGACUCCUCUCGAGAGUCCCUCUUCAUCUCCAGUGUUUCAAUGUCAAGCUGAUGCCAAUCCAAGACCAGACAAUUAUACAUGGACAAGGAAUGGACUUCCUCUCUCCAAUAAUGGAGUUAAAGCAGAUGGUAACAAACUCUACUUUCAAAAAUUACAUUCCGACAUGAAUGGCCUUUAUGAUUGUGAAGCCUCAAACAUCUAUGGGUCAGCAACAUGUUCAUUGCAGUUUUAUAUAAUUUCAACUUCCAGAGAUAAGUUUUUUCUUUGGAUUCCAUUCACAGUGUUCCUGUGUUUCCUUACAUUUUGCAUAUUCAAUAACAGAUCUGCGCUGAAAAGUAGUGUGACUGCAUUAAUGACCAGGUUUCAGGCUCCAGAUUCAAGAAGGCAGAGUGAAGACUCUGUCAUUGAGGAGUCAGGAGAAUCAAGUCAAUUACAGCCUGCAGUAUUGACUGCUCCUGUUUCAAGAGGGAAAAGUGAAGACACACCACAAGAACUGCUGGAGCAGAAGCCUUCUGGUAUUGAGGAGUCAGGAGAAUCAAGUCAAUUACAGUCACUUGGACAGCACAGGAGAGAGAUAAUGUGGUUCCCAGCACACAGCACAAUCACUGAAAGAAUCACAAGAAGGCUCUUCGGAACAGUCUUCCUGCUUGACGCAGAAAGAUGCAAGGAGUCUCGGAGAAAAAACUUGACCACGGGAUGGCCACAUGCAGCACCAUCCAGACCAGUCCAUCCAAGAGGGGCCCCUGACCCUGCACAACCCAAGACUGCAGGCAAAUCGGAUUUGUUUUUCAAAUCAGACUUUAUGGACAUUUGUGAGAACUGUGAACUAUUGGAUUGGCAUAAGAAAACCCUUACCUGGUAUGAGGUGAAGUGUAAAGGGGUGUGUAGAUGUGUGAACACUUGGUACUUUGUUUCUGUGCCUAGUUUACAUGCUUAGUUUCUGUACUUAGUUGUGUGCCUUGAAUGGGCCUGGAUUGUGCCUAAAUGCUGUGUGCUGUGUUUAGUUGCGUUGUAGCAGAGUGCUUAAUCAUUCUACUGAUUUUUAUUGUAAUCAUUUAAUUUAAAAUUUUACUGAUUCCUCACACGGAGUUUAAUAAUGUCAUCCUUCGUACACAGGAACUUCAAACUCUUGUCACGUCAAUGUGGGAGUGGUUCCUGUGUAUAUAGUGUGUGUUGUGUUUGUUGGUUCUGGUUGGACCUGUGGAGUCGAUACUAGAGUCCCCCUUGUAAAUAAAUAUAUAUAUUUUUAUAAGA
Molecule: messenger RNA, 2125 nt
Organism: Clupea harengus (Atlantic herring)
Lineage: Eukaryota; Metazoa; Chordata; Actinopteri; Clupeiformes; Clupeidae
Product: nectin-3-like protein
Exons: 15
Coding region: 99-1808 (569 amino acids)
Biological process (GO): heterophilic cell-cell adhesion; homophilic cell-cell adhesion
Cellular component (GO): adherens junction
Source: RefSeq, a predicted model, not a curated record